AUGAGUUCUUGGAGAGGACAAGAGGGCAGCUCAGCAAGGAAAAGCGGGGAGAGACUGUCAGGUAAGAUGCUGAGAAUGGCAAUGGGGAAGGUAAAACUGCAUGGAAGACAGGAUGUCAAAGGCAUUCUGAUCUAUAGGAACUAAGAAAAACCUUUUAGUAUCUUUCUAAUGAGUGUGACUGAGGAUCCUGAUAGAGGACAGCUGCAGCAGGUUGUGCUAGGUAGGAAGGAAGCCUUUCAACCCUUCAAAGACUAAGGCAGUUUAACUACUGUCUGUAGAAAAAAGGUGAAGGGUGGUGGUGAUUGGGAAUCCCCUACUGAGAGAUGGCUGUGUGCUGACCAGGCCUGUUAAACUCGUGAAGUACAUUGUCUCCUCAGUGCAUGGAUUCAGGGUAUGAGAGACAGGUUGCCCAAGACUGAACACUCAUCAGCCCUACUUGCCAGGCAGAACUACAUUUUAUGUUUGACUAUUUUAAAUUUAUAUCCCACCCUUCUUGCCUAAAGAGCACAUUAAUUCUUCUCGUAAAGAGGAGAGGAGUACAAAAAAAGUAGACUUCUUCAAGUGAAUUACUGGCUACGCAGAUGAAUAUUGAUCUGAGAUGUUCAGUUUCUGGGACCCAAGGUGUAAGCUUUCUUUAUAGGAGGCUACCUCCUGAGGGCUGGAGAAAAUGUAUUUGGCAAAAAAUGGGGAGCUUGAUCAAAAGGUCUUUAAAGGGGUAAGGAUAAAUUACCUAUAAGGGUAAAUCCAAAUGCAAGCACUAAAUAUAGGAAUUUGCUACAGAAGAAACUGGGAGACGUAUGGGGGUACCUGGAAACCUUAUACAGUACUAAAGUAACAGGUGAGUCAGUAGAAAAGAGUAUCUAAGGAUUUAAAUGUAUCCCAGUGUGCAGAGUACAGAUAAUAAACAUAAUGAACUUCUAGUAUUGGAAGAUACAUUCAACUUGACAGGUAUAACAGACUUGGUGAGAUGACUUCAAUAAUUAGAAUUUAGGAACUGAAGGCUCUAACUUGUUCCAAAAUAACAGAUGCAACAGAAAGAAAUGUGGAGGUAGCAUUUCAUGUCAAAAAUGUGCACACUGGCACAGACAUUCAAGAGAGUGAAAUGCUGUAGCAAAUGAGGCCAGUGAGCAACAAAAAGGACUUUUCUAGGUAUGUUCAAUACAAAAGGAAGAUAAAGGGAAUGGUAGUCCCACUGUUCAGUAAGGAUGUUGAAAUAUUCAUAGAUAGGAAUUCCUAUUCUCCCAAACUGGGAACUGCAGUGUUCCAUAUUUGGGGGGGGGAGGGGCAAGCAAACUGCCUUAAAAGGCUUGAGCAUGUUCAGUGACCACAGAAUGCUGAAUAUAAUGGACUAGUGGUGAACGACUUGCUGACUGAAACAGUGAACAUUGUGCAAUAUUCUGUUAAAGUUCCCCACAAAAGUCUUUUAGGACUUACCACCCCAUGUGCUAAGACUAGACCUAUGCUCUUUUUAAAGUUACUUUUGAAGCCAAGGGUUCUAGGGAAGGUUAAAAAAUACAACAUUUUAGAAGUUGUUUGAAUCCUCUAGGGACCAAAACCAUCUAGAUCAGAUGAAAUACUCAAAGCCAUCAGAGAUGAUGCAGGUGAGCUCAUUACCUACCAGCAAGAGAAGACAAAAUCUGCUGCAAAAGAACUCAGCAAAAUAUUUUAAUGGGUAAAAGAAUUAAGCCUUUGUGUUAACAAUAUAGCAAGUGAAGCCACUGUUCAUGUGGGGUUGUUCACUCCUUAGUUACUGAAUUGCUAUAGCCAGCCAGAAUACUUGCUUUCUAACCUUCUGCCAGCACAUUUUAAUGUUUAAAGCCUCACUUCCUACUGAACAAUAUUUCAGUUUAUAGCUGCUCAGACAAGAUUUCGAAGAUUUGUUUUCCCAUAUGUGCUCCCUGUCCAGUUUUUUUCUGUCUCCUGCUCCUCCUCUUGCUGUUGAUUGCUAACAACUGUAGCACAUAACAGAAGCAUUCAUUGUUACAGCUUUUGUUUUCAGGUGACAAAUUCAUUGUCUGUUGCUGCAAUAGCAAAACUCUUGCUAUCUAAAUGUCCUUUGGGGAUGACUAUGAAGCCAACAGUUUGGAGUGUUCAUUGCACUGAGGCCCACAGACCACUGAUAUAACCUAGUAUCCAUUUGCUACUAUAUGAAGCUGUCUUUAGGGAUCUGCUGGCACUUAGAUAUUAUUUGAAAAUAUUAAAUCUACCAGGGCAAGAUGGUGCCUAGGAGCACAACACAAAUUAAGCCAUUGUUUAAACUAUACUGAAAUAUUAUGGAUUGUUCAUAGAUUUAAAAACCACUCCAAAAGACUUGUCACGUACUCCAUUCUACUCUAUUUUUCUCCUUUCUUCUCCUUUAAAGCAUCAUAUACUCGUCAAUAUUUUACACUUGUUUUAUAUUGAAAGGAUCAAGGGGUUCAUGUUGAACUAUGGAAUUUGAUUACUUGUUCUGUCUUCGGAAAUUUUUAAAAGCAUGAAAUCACUACAGACUAGAAACUGUGGGGUUGUUUCUAUGCAGAUUUAUAAAGGAACACAUUUUGUUCCAUCAUAAUAUCUCCAUCCACAAUUUCUAAAAUUUCAGUAUUUUACAUUUGUGGUAAUGGGUGCUGUUGCCAGACUCAAGUAAGGCAGGCAAUACUGUGCCACCCAAAAGGUGGUGUGUGUGUGUGUGUGUGUGUGUGUGUGUGUGUGUAGCUGAGCCACAGCCCCAGCUUGUCCUGUGGCAUCCCAUAACAUAGAUGCUAAGCGGCUGAAAAGCAUUCUCCCAAUGAUCCUCUCAGGACUUUGUCCCGAUGGUAGGACUGGAACCACUGUAACAGAUUGCCCUCAAUUCCCAUUUUCUGGAGCAGAUCCAGGAGGACACCAUGGUCAAUGGUAUCAAAAGGCAAUGAGCUAUCAGGAAGCAGCGGUAAGGUCACACUCCCCCUGUCCACUCUGCAAAGGUCAUCCAUCGGGGUGACCAAGACUGGCUCAUUCCCAUGCCCAGGCAUGGACCUGAAUUGGAAUGGAUCUACAGAGAGUUGACUGCAGAUGAUAUACUUGUGGGAGUCAUUGCUAAUUCUCAGCUUUUAGAAGAAUUCACUAGCUGCUUGGCUGCUGUGCUAAACAUACUGCAAGUAUAACAUUAUUUACAUUUUUUUAUUUCUACUAGUUAAUAUCCUGCUGACUAAUCCAGAGGGUUCUCACAGUGGCUUACAAAUAGAAUAAAAAAACCCCACAUAUAAAACAAAUUAAAACAGCAGUCAUAAAACACUAAAGCAGCAUAAAUAUAAAUCCAACCGAAGUCAAUAAAACCUGACUCAAACUCAGCAGCACAAAAACCUUCCUGAAUAAAAUAGAACCCCCUACCACCACACACACUAUCAUGAUUAUUUGAUGCUCGAGCUCUGGACUCAUGAUCAUUUUUUUUAUUUUUUAUUUUUAAGCAGGCACUGUUCAAACUGUUAAAUAUUGUACUGGGAAUAAUGUUAGUGCUUGCAAUAAAAUAAAUAAAUUGUAUUGUAAUUACUUUCAUGACAUGGUGCUGCAGAGUCAUGGUGGGAAAAUGCCGCAUCAUGAUGUGCAGCUGCAAAGCAUCACAGCUGGGGCUGAAUCUUAUCGGCGCUUGUUAGUGUUUUGUAAGCAAUUAAAAUAACAACCAGUAGUCUAAAUAAAAUGGUUAUCUCCAACGUACUGUUCACACUGUUUUAGAGCAUUUUCUAUUCAUAUUUGGCAAUAGCCUUGGAAUCACAGUUCAUAUCAGACAACUGCUGUACACCAUUGUUUCUUGGAGACGGAUGGUGUUAAACAGGAAUCAACAGAACCCUUAAUGCACGAUGGUGAUAAUAAUUCUUAGUUUUUUAUAUAUAUAAUGUUAGCAUGUUCAUAGUGCAACACAAAUAUGUUGUGUUGGUUUAAAAAACAUUUACAGUGAUACCUCGGGUUACAGCUGCUUCAGGUUACAGACUCUGUUAACCCAGAAAUAGUACCUCGGGUUAAGAACUUUGCUUCAGGAUGAGAACAGAAAUUGUCCUCCAGUGGUGCGGCAGCAGCAGGAGGCCCCACUAGCUAAAGUGGUACCUCAGGUUAAGAACAGUUUCAGGUUAAGAACGGACCUCCAGAACGAAUAAAGUUCUUAACCCGAGGUACCACUGUAAAUAUAUUUCUGAAGCAAAAAAGAUUACGGCAUAUACCAGCAGCAGCUCUAAAAGCUGUCCAAAGCCAUAAUGUACAGUGACCAGUGGUAACACAUCUUACAACAGCCUUUCUUAUAUUAGUACUGUACCAGCCUGUAGUAUGCCACCAUUCACAACAGAAAACAGACUGUUUUCCAACUGUAAUUUUGCUCUGUUGUCCCCACACAAUUCAUGUACUUCUAUUUAUGGCUUAUUAUUAUUAUUACUUUAUUUGUUGAAUUUACAUACCACCCUACUUUUAACCAUCGUGUAACAGAAAAAAACAAGGGAGACUUGCCAUAAAACAUUGUGGUUCAUCCUCACUCCCAAGCAGAGGUACCCUUGUAAGGACUCAAGAAGAUUGGAUUUUACCUUAUUAUAGACUUCUCCACUAUAGCGAGGUGUACUUCUAUUAAAAUUACAGCAAUUAUUCCUAAUAUAUGCACACAUAUACACAACAUGAAAAAUUUGUGCAAAUGAGCACUAUAUUUCACCUGCCUUUUUUGGUGAUGCAGACGUGGCUACUUUAUUCAUCAUAUAGUCGCCUUCACAAGUUACCCACAUCAAGGGCAGAUGUGCAGAACAAGUAGCAGGCUAGACCCCAUUUAUUGUUCUACACAUGACUGUCCUCCAAGUGCACAAGAUAUGAAGGGAGAUAUUGUCAUGCAGCCAUGAAAGGUGCUAGAGACCUAGCCAGGAAAAGGUAUCAACACUUGGCAGUCCUGAUUUAAUAAUAAUGUUUGAGUCAGCCAGCAUAAUAUUUACACACACACAUCCCAAACUAUUAUAGACACACAGUGCUAAUAUCCAUGACAUAAUCAGUUAAUUAAAUAGGAUGGAGGAUGAAACGCUGGGCUCUAGAUCCCUGCCCCUGUGUAGCCCCCUACCAAAAUGCCAGAAUUUAUAGCAAUUUGUCAUUCUGAACUCAUACACUUAAAUGGAGCUGUCGUACAAAGAAGAAAAGGCACAAUUCAAAGAGCAGGCCCUUCCUUUCCUCAAGAUUUUGGCUAUUUUAGAACAACAAAUAAUAAUAAUAAUAAAUUUAUAUCCCGCCCAUCUGGCUGGGUUUCCCCAGCCACUCUGGGCGGCUUACAACAUAUAAAACAACAAAACAUCAAACAUUAAAAAACAAGAUAUCCUAUACAAGCAACAAACAAACCAAGAAGUCAAUAAAAACCAAUAGCAAUAAUAAUAUUUUAGCCAGAGCCAAAAGAUUUCUCCUCAGAGAGCAGAAUGCUAGAAUGAUCUAAGGCCAUUUUGCUGCUUCAGGUUUGACCUAAGAUGAUUAUAUCCAAAAACAACCACCAAAUUGAUUCCUAAGACGAGAAUGUCAGUAUUUGAAUAUGGUUAAUAUGUGAAUUGAGCCUGAAGAGGUAGAGCCCAGUUGGGGACUGUUGCAAUUCGAAUGAGAAACAAUUGUGUUGCGAUAUUUGUUAUAAAAAAAAGGAAAAAGGAUGCAAUUGUAAUUUGGGAAGUGGUGUAUGUGUUGUGAAUCCAUCUUGAAAACACUGGCUGUGCUAGCUAGAAUAGAGACAUUUCCUCUCAGAGAGGGCAGCCCACAAUAUUGGUAUGUGGCUUUUUAAAUAUUCCUCACAUAGUGUUGUUACAGGGCCAAACUGGAAAAAGCCACUUACAACAUAGAAUUUAGCUAUGUAUCUUUUUUAUUUUUAUAUGUUUGUGUGUGGUGGUUUUACUGAGAAGGCAGCACACAGAGCAGGGACACUUAUCACCUCAUACUAAGUCCUAGGCCUCUUCUGUACUAUACAUUUAAGGGAAUAUUAUAGCACUUUUAACAAUCAAGGUUUCCCACAAAGAAUCCUGUGGUUUAUUAAGGGUGCUGAGAGUUGUUAGGAGACAGUUUUCCCCCUCACAAAGCAACCAUUGCCAGAGUGCUUUAACAAUCAGCCCCUCUUCACUGGGAACUCUGGAAAUUUUAGCUCUGAGACUGGGAUAGAGAUCUCCUAACAACUUUCAGCACCUUUAACUAACUACAGUUCAAAGGAUUCUUUGGGAUAAGCCAUGACUGUUCAAAGUGCCCUGCCUCUUGGAUCCUACAGAGCAGCAGCAGCUGCAGACUGAGAACUGCCAUUUUGAUAUGCUGGAAUUGUGGGCCAGCAGGAAUUUGGCCCAUCAAUUUAUUAUCUGCCCUUUACCAUAAGCAGUGUUAGAAACUGAGAUAUGAAAGCUAGGAGCUAAAUGGCACCUUAAACCUAGGUUAUGGACGCAACAAGAGAAUGUCUAGGCAUGCUUUUUUAUAACAAGAAUACAAAGCUGAAAAUGAAUGAACUGUAGCCCAAAUAUUAUGUUCAUUUUUCACAUGGUCUAGUCCUUCCUCUGCCCAACCCCCUAAUAUUCUUAAGAGGAUCUCUUCUCCAGUCUUCAGAGAGUGGCUGGAAGUGGGGAGGCAGAAAAAGGUCCUCCUUUCCUUCCACUCUGCAGUUUUAAUCUGAAAUCUCAGGCGCCCGGAGCUUAGAAACUGCUCUCGCUAAUGAAAUUUCCUGUCGCAAAAUGCACCUAGAACAAUGGGAGUUGACCAUACAGUCCCACUGACCAUAAGGUCCCAGGGCAGAUUACAGCAAUAAAAUAUACAAUUAUAAACUAAAUAAAACAGUUACAACUGCAAAAUAAGGAAAGGGUAAAAACUAUUGUUACAAGGUGCACCUUAUGGCGGCCUGAUCCCUCUAAUAUAGUUGUCAGAGAACCGCUAUUAUUGUUGAAUGGUCACCAUCUGUUCUGCUGAUGGCAUGUUAACAUUAAAGUGAAGAUUAAGAAAUUGCAAAGUGGGCAUAUGCUGUACCUAAAACUGAGCUUGUUCCCCUUCAAAUGAGAGACCUAUAAAACCUAACAUUUGGAAUGGGGAAAAACUAUUCUAAAGUUAGAAUACAAUAGAAAACCUUUCUUUGUGUGCAGAUUUUUUUUUAAAAAAAACUUUUCUGCUGCCUCCCACUCCUCUUUGAGUAAGCUGUUAAAGUGAAUGGAAAUAACUUUAGCAAUGUACCAGGAACCAUCACUUGCAGAAAGUCUGCAGGGAGAGGCCUGCAUUAUCAGCUGCAUUGUGAAGAAAGCAGACUUGUAGGUAAGCAGCCAUUAAAGUAUCUUUCUUUUGGCAAUCGCUGCAAAUCCUUUCAGAAUAAAAUAUGGGAACAAAAGCGCCCUUUCAAAAGCUCUGGUGCUCUUUUAGUUCCACAAAAGAGCCAGCAUGGUGGUGUUCUGCACCAAUUGAGCAUUAUGUUAUUUCUUAGAUGCCCCCCCCCUUCUCUGUAUUUUGAACAUUUUAAAUGUUCCCUUUAGGGAACUGUUAGCAACUGUUCAAACCUUAGCAUCUAUUAUCGUGCAUUGAUUGGUUAUACCUAUGUAGAAUAUCUAAUCCUAUUUAGACCAGAUCUUGGAGACCUCUCACUGGCAUUGUUUCUCUGCCACUCUGAGUUGCAACCUGGAGGGCCUGGCCUUGCAUUGACUUUUUGCCACCUCUUUCAUCUCAGCUAGAUUCAACCAUCUAUUUAAGCCUUCUUAAAACUAACCAUUUGAUUAUCUGCAUUUAGAAGCUGCUUGCUGCUCAAGUUAUCAAUAGAGUUGAUUUACAUGAAAAUAUGGAUUGGAUGUGAGUUUUAGCUAAAUGUGCAGACAUACGGCCUAAUGUGUGUUGAGGCGAGAACAGGUGCAGUGAUUAGCGCAGUGGAGACUCUGAAACCCAGGGGUAAAUGCACUCUCUCUUUAGAUUCUCUCCAGGCUGCACCUCUCCAUUGCCCUGCUCUGUGCUCUGCUUCAAUGCUUUUGCCAGGCUGACAUGUUCCCUCGAACUGUGAUAUGCCUCUUGCUUUCCUGGACAGGGGGAUAGAUUUGUGCUUGUGUUAUUGUGUGCGUGUAGAAACAUCGGACUUCUGCUGAGAGUGGGAUCUGAAGUUGCAACGACAGUUCCAACUUCUUUCAGUCACCUCUGAAAGAAGGUUAACGGGGCAAUGUGCCGCACAUUGGAACAAUUGGGAGGCCAGGUGAUUCAGCACCCUGGCAUCUGUUUCAGGGAUGCAAAGCUUUUCAGGCCUGGUGGCAUGCAUCUAUCAUUUCAGGGCAAUGAGGCCUGGUUACAGGAUAGCUACAGGGGCUUGUGUGAUUGCUUGUAGAUGUGAGUGGUUUGGUGGCAAGACGGCGAGGAGAGGCUGACUCAGAUGGCAGAAAAAGGAAUUGGGUUGGAUUCUUAGUCUAAACUGGAACAAGGGUACCCGGGUAAAACGGUCCGGGGGGGGGGGAGUUUUGUCUGAAGGCCUAGAUGGGGGCUAAUGGGCCAUAUAACUCCCCCAAUGGUGUCCUGGUGGGUUUGGCCUAUUUGAUCCUGCGUCAUGGGGGGAAUCCUUUAUCUCUGGAUUGACCCUGGUGGAGUAAUCAACCAGCAAACGGGUUAGUUGGUUCAGGAUCCAUACCCAAUGCCUAUGCCAAAGCCUACUGGCAUCUAUAAUCAAUAAAGUUGUGGCCAUUUUGAUCCCAAGUUGUUGUGCAAUGUCUUUAGUGCUGCUUUCACACCCUUUGCCCCUGGUAAGCCCUGCACCUGGGUCCUCAAGGUCGCUCAUGAAGGAAUGUGGCCUUUGGGCAGAAAAAGAGUCCUCACCCCCAUGUAGAACAAUCUGAGCUCCUUAGAGGAGGACUGAGAUAUAUAAUAUCUACCAGCACCAAUGAGACAUAGAUUGAAUUCCUACUCCCUCACCUCUGGAUUUUACAGGUGAGUGUAGUCACACAGAAAGUAAACCUGUUAGAGCAGGCUGAGCUAGAGAUCUAUAUUAGUAGUGAAACCUGUACCUUUUAUUUUGCUAUAUUGCUAUGCUAACCUAGUCCACACAUUAAGAAUGGAAUCAAGGGGUUAGAAUAACUGAUGACUUACAGCUUUCCUAGCUUUGAUUUAAUUUAUUUAAGAGAUUUCCUACCGCCCUGCACCAUAAGGUUCCACGCUGGCUUGCAGCAAUAUGAUCGUACAAGGGAAGGGACAUUUCUCUGGGAUGCAAAUAUGCUUGGGUAAAAAGUAAAAAGAUACGGUGAAACAGAACAACAGGUUUGUUUUUAAAUGGCAGUUGUUUUGGAGCUUUCUAAUGAAAGAAAGAGAAGGGAAGUAUGUGAAAAAUGAAACCAACCAUUUUGUGUGAAAACUCUGUGGCAAGUUCAAACAAAACUGGCCUGCACAAAGGGUGGCAGGGACCUCAUUAACACAUUUGUCUCAGACCUCGAAAAAAAACACCCCUUAAGACAGCCUUAGAACUGCUGUUCAUUUUGAAAUAGUCACUUACGUAACAAAAGCAAGCAGACACACACUUCAUUAUCUUCUUGCUGAUUUGGAGCAGCAGGUGGCUUAGGCUCGCUGUGGAGUAGCAAUUUUCAUAUUGCUCCUCAGCAAAUAACUUGGCAUUAAGAGUUUUAUGCUGCACCGAGGAGUAACAUUAGCAUUAGCAUUAAUGAAUGCUAAUAGGGCACUUUGCCCUGAGAAAACUGCCUAUUUGCAUUCAUGUAGCCAAGUACAAGGUCAGUGCACAUAAUGUCCAGGAUUGUGACAGAAACUAGUAAAUUAAAAGCUGAGCCAGAAACAGUUCUACACUUGUCUUUAAGUGCACUGCAGUCAUGCAAAGUCAGAAAGAGAGAAGCGUCUAGCCCUACUUGCGGGCACAAUAUAUACAUAUAUAUCUCUUUACCUUCCUUUUUUUCUUUUAGGUCACAGUCCUAGCGUAUUGUAACAUUUUGAGGUGGAUUUCCUAGCUCUCCAGAUGGAAUUGAAAUAUUAGCUACCCACAUUUACAGAAGUGUGAGAGACACCAGAUCAUAUGCUCAGAUCAUUCAAUUUCUCUUAAGGCAGAGAAUACAGCCUUGGCUGCAAUAUCCAUCAGGUAUAUGCACUCACCUGUGAUUAACCUUACUUGGCCAUUAAAUGUCACAAUUCUUGAGUACACAUGAAGCUGAAAGAAUAUACAUUUGUCAGUAAAAAGGUGACUGAAUGAAAGACGUGAAAUGACAUUUUUCGUGGGGGUGGGAGUUGUAUCUUGACUGUGAAGGAAAAUUGCUUUUUCUGUAAAUCUUAGGCCUAACGGAAUAAAACACACAUUUCUUUCCAGUUGGGAAGCCAUUCUCAUCGACAUAAUGAAGGCAUUGUAAAGCUGUGACUUUUUGCAAACUCUGAGAGAAAACCAAUCUGCAAUCUUGACAGAUAUGAUCUUUUCCAAGAUGCGCUAUUCAUUUACAGCAGCAGGAGACCUCAGUUAAUUUACGACGGGGACAGCAGACAGUGAACUCUCCAGCUCAGCCUAGGUGGCAAUGUCCCAGUCUGAAUUUAUGUACUGGUUAUUUAUUUAUUUUUUUAAAAAAGAUUUAUAUUAAGCUUUUCUUUCAUUCCAAGAGUACAUUAAAAUUCUAAUGGAAAACCAUUUGUAUGCAUUUGUUGGGUUGCUAUUUAUUGCCCAGCAAAGAAAAAGGAAAGGAGUUGGGGGGAGGGAAGCUCCAAAAGUUUGCAAACAGUAAAGUUUUAAAGAUGGAAACUAGUAUAGAAGAUGCAGGGGUAGGAAGUGAGAAUCUAGCAGGAAAAUAUCUGCUGUGACCUGCUGAAAUGGUCAUCAUGCUGUGAGUAAUAGUUUGGAAGUGCUGUCCCCAGAGCCCGAGCAACAGUAGCCAAUGCCAUUUUAGGCAGCUGCUAUCAGAGUGAUUUCCAUUCUGCAAUAAAGUGACAGAAAUGGCCUAGUCUAAAGGCUCAUUCACACAUCAAAGUUUGUUACACACUGAGUGCAAUUUCAAGGAAUGACCUCCACAUGUGAAUGAGUCAUCACCACACAUUUAUUCAUUACGUUUAUAUCCAGCCUUUCAGCCAUCUGGGCAUUGCACUUAAUAGACCCCGAUCUGCUUAGCUUCCAUAAGGUUAUUACAUCAUUUGUCUUUGCUUCAGGCCAUGCCCUGGACAGUAGCACAAAUAGUACUUCCAUAUAAUACUUUUCAGCAGGAUCAUCAAGUGGUGAUAGGAAAUUGUGUACCUGUGAAACAAUCCUAAGUGCUAAGGAACAAAAUUUCUAUCUUUCCCAAACAUGAUUGACAUAUGUGUGCAACAGGAGCAGGAAACCUGAUUUUAAGAAAUUGUAUUAAAUUAAAGUAAUUUGUUUUGAUUUGUAAUAAUUUUUUUUGGGGGGGGGGGUUAAAAAAUAGCAGGAAUCAGGCAUGUCUGGAUUGUGGCCUUCACAUUUUACAAGCCUCCUAGUACUCAUCUUCAUAGCAACUCCAUUAAAUUUGUGAUUCUUAUUUUCCCAUUGGGUCCUUGGAAAAUGGAAGGCUUUGUCAUGUGUUAUAGUUUCAAGGAAUAUAUUGUUAUGAGCUUGGUGUGGGAGGAAGUAGGCUGUAUGCAGAGACCCUCCUAAUCCCCGGAUCCAGCAAGUGUUAUAUUUUAAGGCAGGCUAGCUUCCUGUUGAGGUGGUCGCCUGGGCGAUGGGCCAUUAAGGGAACCAAGGAAGUGGAUCUGUGUGAGAUGGCAAAUGGAAGGACAAAAGGCCAGAGUAGAGAGCUGAGUGAUGUGAGCCAGAAACUGGAAGAAAAAGUAGCAAGCUGGAAAGAGUGUUAAAGCAGCGUUUGAUUUCGGCUGGGAUCGAAGGCUGUGGGACCCCUGGAAUCUCAGACAGCUUGAAGAUUGGAGUGGUGUGCAACACUAUGCUAUAGAUUUGCCUUUUAUAGUUGUUGGCAUUCAAAACUCAUGCAUUGUGGUUGGUUGUGGCUUUUUAUUCUUAUGUAUAUAUAAUGGAAAUGGUGUUGGAAGCUGAGAAGGAUAUUAGACCCUUCCCUAGGUUUGUUUCCAUGAUGUGUACAAAGUGAAAAAAGUCAAAUAUACUUUAAACAUUACAUUUAAAGAGGUACAUGUUGUAGCUUAGCAACAUUUUGACAAACAUAACGUGUGCACCACUAGCUUAGGUGGGUUUUUUAAAGGGCCAGACAAAUUCAUAAGUUUAGGUUUUACAAAGAUAUAUUAGCUGUGGAACCUCCAUGUGCAGUGACAGUAUCUCAGUACCAGUUGCUUGAGACAAACAGGGACACCAUUAUCUCCAUGCCUCCUUUGUGAGCUCCCGGUGUUGACUUUUUCUGUGGUUUUGGAAACUGAUCUGGUGAUGCAGUGUCCGGGCUGCUGCUUGUCAGCUCUUGUGAUUUUAUGGCAAAUGAAAAUUCUAAUUUCUGAGACACUGAGAGCUGUGCUGUGUGAUCCUUCAUGAGAUUUCUGGACCUUCCUCUGUUAAAAAUCUCCCUUGAUUGGAUAGCUCAGCAUCUUUGACCAAGAAGGGAUUUGACUGAGCUUGAACUGUAGAUCAUGUUCAUGUAGAACAGGCACGUCCAACUCCCAAGAGACUGUGAUCUACAGCCAGUAUAAAAAAAUUGGCCAGGAUCUACCCAUUGUCAUUGGAGGGAGGAGUAGCGUGUGUGGGGUGGGUGGAUGGGUGGGUGGAAGGGGAGGAUUGCCCGGAGUUGUUGAGCUUUUUGGGGGAGGAUUCACCAGAGUUGUUGAGCUUUUUUGUAUGUACAUGUUGAGCUUUUUUGUAUGUACAUACAUGUCCAAAGACAUUUUGCUACAUGAGGCAGAAAACCUAACUAGCAUGUGCUAUGGCAGUAAAAGCAUAACAACAACGUAUGGUUUGCUUCCUUUUAAUGAUAUCCCAAAAUCAGCUGCCUGAGCCAGGCUGCUUUGUCUAAUGGAAAGGUUGACCCGUGAUGCAUUCAAGUUUCUCAGUACAUAGAUAGGAUCCCUUUUGGGCUUCAAAUCCCAGACAAGCCAUGCCUAGAAUUGGGUGGCUGGUUAUACCUGUGGUGUCAUAGUCCCAGAUUCAAACCCUGGCAUCGCAGUGACACCACAAUGAAGCUAUGUUUUAGGUAGGGCUGGUGAAGAUUCCUCCACCCUGAACCGUUAGAGAGCUGCUGCUUAUAUAAGAGGGCUUAGUGGUCUGACUCAAUACAAGGCAGCUUUCUCUGUUCCUAUGAAUUACAAGUAAACAUUAACAAGAACCUCAGAAUUAAAAUCAUUCAAUAAGUGGGUGGGUUGUAUUCAGAAAUUCAGAAUUUCUCACCGAGUGAGAAAAUGGAAUUUAUUUUCAUCCUUCAGUUUGGACUCCUUCAAGAAUACAUUUUACACACACACCCCACACCCCAAACCACCACCAGUCACUGUAAGCUGUUAAAAAACCUUUGUGUUUCAACAUAGUAGCCCCUCUCUUAUUUGCUGGUCCUUUUCUUUAGAAAUGACUUUUGACAAAGGGCUUAGUAACAGGAAGGUUAAUUUUCUGUUUGUAUUCUGAACACUAUUUGACAAUAGAAAAAGUUAGAAAACAAAUAUUGGAGGGGGAGGAGGCAAAAAGAAUGUGUACAGUGGUACCUUGGGUUAAGUACUUAAUUUGUUCUGGAGGUCCAUUCCUAACCUGAAACUGUUCUUAACCUGAAGCACCACUUUAGCUAAUGAGGCCUCCUGCUGCCGCGCCGCCGGAGCACAAUUUCUGUUCUCAUCCUGAAGCAAAGUUCUUAACCUGAAGCACUAUUUCUGGGUUAGCGGAGUCUGUAACCUGAAGCGUAUGUAACCUGAAGUGUAUGUAACCUGAGGUACCACUGUAUGUUCUUCAGGCAGAUGUGUCUUUGUUGGCAACGUGGAUAAAAAUCUCUCUGUUACUGCGGGGAACAGGAGAUGGGAACUGGUUUAUCCACUGUUGAGAUGGAUAGAUAUAAAAUAUUUGAUUAAAAGUAUUGCUAAUUAUUAUAGCUCUGCUAUCCAACCAUUUCCUUGUCAGUAAUUUUGUUACACUUUAAUAGUCAGUCAAUGACUCUUUUCAUUUGCUCUUGAGGCAUUAGUGAGUCUGGCUCUGAUAAUGCGUUACCUAAUCUUAUCUAUCUAUCUAUCUGGGAUUUUUAUGAAACCUGCACAUAAAACCCUGGAAAGUGCUUAACUGUGUCUCUUCAUAGAUUAAAGCAAUGUCCUUCGUCUUUCCUGUACCAGUUUAAGUCAAGUGAGUGGCCUUGCUGCAAUUUGGAAUAGACUUGUGUGAAGUCCAGAAGUAAUCCUCAUGUAGGGUGUGCAAAAUUGGACUUUUUGUACUUAAGGGAAGGACAAAAGACAUAGGGGGAAAUCUUUUGAGUUUAGACUUCUCAACAUCUGAAGAAAUUACAGUAUGUUUUGGAGCAUUUGCCUGUUAUUUUCAAAACCAGGGAACAUUAGGAGGGGGGUGCUUGUUCACUUUUUAAAUUUGUAUGCGUACCAUUGUGCAAAGUGUAGUAGUUAAUAUUGUCUCAUCUGCUAGGAGGCUGUCCUUAAAGACUUUUUCAAAGACAAGAGCUGGUCAAAAAUGGGAAAUCUUACCUUAUAGGUGUGGUCUGGCGUCUAUUUGGAGUGUUGCAGGCACAACUGAAGAGGCUGUGUGUUUGUCCAAUAAAGACUCUUUUCUCUCCUGUAAACCACAUUUGAUGUGUAUGCAAACAAAAAAUAGGCCCCUCUGGAUUUGAAAGUUCUUUUGCAGGAUAGCAGUGGGUUGUUUCCAAAGUGAUACUCAGUCAGGAUAAUAUUUUCUAGAUGCAAUGUGGAAAGCAUUUAUUUAAGGGCUGGUGUGAAAGAAUGUGUGUUUUAAACCUUUUACAAAUGCUGUUACUGCCUUCAGGAUGCAGUCUGCAAAUCUAAGGCUGAAAUCACACAUGCAUUUUCAGGUGGUUUAAUUAUCUUUCUCCACAUAAGUUAAUUCAUCUUAUCACUGUUCAAGUUAUGCAUCCCCCUCUUUAAAUGUCACAACCCCUCCAGCUAGUGUGUUCUGGCCCGUACUGCCCUGUAACUCUUUUCAGAUGCAAUUCCAUCGUGACCUAAUGGACCUCCUUACUGACAGUGUGAGAAUGGAUUUCUUUCUGAAUUAUUUGCCCACCUAGCCCACUGAAGUCACAUCAUCAUCAUCAUCGUUUCUAAUGAAACUGACAAAGUAAGGUGAAAGACCUGUCAAUUUUACUUAAUGAUUUCCUUCCUUUCCCCUACACUCCCUCUCAGAUACUGGCGAAAUUCUUGUCAUUUGGUGUCUUGUGCAUUUUGAAAAUUAGAGCAGUAUUAUGUGCCCCAGUGGUGGACCACAUGAAUCCCCUUAUGAAGAGGAAAAAACCAACAAAACAUGCUGGUGAAAUAGAUUAAGCUUCCUUUGACCUUGCCUCUCCAGAGAGAGGACACAAUGUUGAUGGGGGACCCUCAACAGUUCCCAGGAUUCUUUUGGGGGAAGCCAUGACUGUUAAAGCAGUGUAAGAGUGCUUUAAAUGUAUGGUGUAGAUUGUUAGUUAUUGGUUUUGCAAUCUCCUACAUGUUUUCUGUUGCAGCCUGUGUGUCUUCUAUUUCAUUCUCCUCUUUUACCCCCCACUCUUGUUUUAUGCAAAUUGUUUUCCAUUCUGAUGUGGACAGUAACUGUGAGCAGUAGGUUCUUCUCUCUCUAAUUGGAAGAACUGGAAAAGAAGCAAUUCUGUGAGGUGAAAAGCAUGUUUUUGAAAGCUUGGUUGUUGAUUCUGUUUUAGAAAGAGAGAGAAUGAGUCAGGGUCACCUUUAUGCUAUCGCCAUUGGCUUCUGCUCUGUGGAAGCAUCUCUCUGCUAAUGUGAAUUAUGCUUUCUGAGGGCCCUGGUUACUGGGAAGUAUUUCCCACAGAGUGGUGCGCAUAAUGCUCAGUGCUUUAUUUUAAUUAUUAAAAUGCAAUACUGCAAAAUAAUCAUUACUGUAUUGCUUCAGAAACACUUACCAAAGAUGUGGUCCUGGCAAAGUAAGUUCCAUUCACUCACUUUAAUGGAUGGUUGCUGUAACCGGGGGGGAUGGGGGCAGUGAGAGGAAGACUGCAGUUCAGGCCAAGCUGAGCUUUUGGUGGGAGGGCACAAUAUUGAUUUGACUAUUGAUUCUGCACAGAACAUUUUUGCUUUCUAUUUUUCAGAACAAAAUCCCCACCUUCCUCUUGACAGAUCAGAUGUCACUUUAUUUUUCUUUACUUGAAAUAAUACCGAAUGCAGGUUGUUGACAGCUUUAAGCUUUUGCACAGUCAGCAUGACAGGGAGGAAUGGCAUAGACAUGAGCAAAAGUCAAAUGGUCUCCCAGGAGCUCCAACCCAUUAAAGCAAUUGCUGGGAGAGAAAAUGAAUGCUCAAAACAUCUGCAGCUUUCCUUAGCUUCAGUUUACAGUCUGGUCUAAAAGUUUUGUUUUGAACCCUUAUGCUUUAUUAAGUGUCCCUAACCCAUGUUGGGAACUAGGUUUGAAUGUGCUAAGAAAAUGUUUCCUGUUGCUCCAAUCAAAACUAAAUUCUGUGCUCAGAUCUGUACGACUUGUGCUCAGAUCUGUACAAGUUGUGUCCCAUCAAGUCUUUCACAGCAGUGUAGGAGCUCAGUGAACCUUCUGUUUUUGCUGUCUGCCUGCAACUUAAAAAAUAUGGUAGGAUAGUGGUACCUUGGGUUACAGACGCUUCAGGUUAGACUCCUCUAACCCAGAAAUAGUACCUUAGGUUAAGAACUUUGCUUCAGGAUGAGAACAGAAAUCGUGCUCCGGCGGCACGGCGGCAGUGGGAGGCCCAUUAGCUAAAGUGGUACCUCAGGUUAAGAACAGUUUCAGGUUAAGAACGGACCUCCAGAACGAAUUAAGUUCUUAACCAGAGGUACCACUGUACAUUUGCCACAAUGUACAGCUAGUAGGCUGUAUUCAAUGUGGGUUACAGGGGAUCUGACUUGCAUAAUCAUCAAUUCUUCAAUGACAAAUCUGAUGCGUGUGUCCCAGAAUAUGAAAGGGGCACAAUAUAGUCAUUGGUAUGAGAAUUACGGACACGGGGGAAGGAAGUAGCCACUGUGGCACUCUCAGAGGGAAAGGGAGAUGCACAGGGCGAGACACAGAAGGUUAGUGUCCCACGGCCAGUGUUACCAUGAUGUAGAAAUUUCUGUAGAUCUGGGAAAUGCCAUUCUUCUUGAAAAUUAGCUGAAAUGUUAGCUUAUGUGCAGAGUGCAGGAUUCACUUGUCUGCAAGCAGCAGGUCAUAAUAAAAUAUUAUUGUGUUAAGUGUGGAACAGUGUUGUAGGUCACAUCCCAUUGAUAACCUAUUGCUAAAUGUUUUGUAUGUAAGCUUCUGUAUCUAAUCUUGGCAUAAACUGUGUCAGAACAGCCUCAGAAAUGUGGAGGAGGCUGCAGAAUUCUGUGACCCCUUUCCCAAUUGCUUCCACUUGCCAUUAUUUCUGCUGGUAACAUCUUUCACUCUUCAAAAAUGAGUCUACUCUGUACCAUGUUGCUACAAUCCAUGGAUAGUAAAUUCUGAAUAGGGAUGUUGAGGACUGUGUGGAAUAAUAAAUGGCAUCUAAAGAAAUUGCACCAAGUAUCUUGUAAAUGUACUCCGUUUAUAAUAUGAUACUGUGCAAGUGGUUUUUGUGAACUAUCUCUUUUUCAGCACUGUUUGAAUGAGCUGCUAUGUUAGAAAAUAAGCAAUAACCUCUUGAGCCAUUUUUAUUAUUGACCAAUAUUAUUUCUGAUUGAUUAUUUCAUCUACAUAGGAGCAAACUGA
Molecule: messenger RNA, 17674 nt
Organism: Podarcis lilfordi (Lilford's wall lizard)
Lineage: Eukaryota; Metazoa; Chordata; Lepidosauria; Squamata; Lacertidae
Source: the annotation of a GenBank genome assembly